Molecule: messenger RNA, 1274 nt
Organism: Chrysochloris asiatica (Cape golden mole)
Lineage: Eukaryota; Metazoa; Chordata; Mammalia; Afrosoricida; Chrysochloridae
Gene: PPA1
Product: pyrophosphatase (inorganic) 1
Exons: 11
Coding region: 91-960 (289 amino acids)
Biological process (GO): phosphate-containing compound metabolic process
Cellular component (GO): cytoplasm; extracellular exosome
Molecular function (GO): magnesium ion binding; inorganic diphosphate phosphatase activity
Source: RefSeq, a predicted model, not a curated record
GUGCGCAGGCGCCGAGAUCUCUCCUUGUCAGUCGGCGCCGCGUGCGGUUUCAGUGGGCUGUGGCAGCGGUAGCGACUAGUCUCCGGCACCAUGAGUGGCUUCAGCAGCGAGGAGCGCGCCGCGCCCUUCACCCUCGAGUACCGAGUCUUCCUCAAAAAUGAAAAAGGACAAUACAUAUCUCCAUUUCAUGAUAUUCCAAUUUAUGCAGAUAAGGAUGUGUUCCACAUGGUAGUUGAAGUUCCACGAUGGUCUAAUGCAAAAAUGGAGAUUUCUACAAAGGACCCUUUAAACCCAAUUAAACAAGAUGUGAAAAAAGGAAAACUCCGCUAUGUCGCAAAUUUAUUCCCUUAUAAAGGCUACAUCUGGAACUAUGGUGCCAUCCCUCAGACUUGGGAAUACCCAGGACACAAUGACAAACACACUGGCUGUUGUGGCGACAACGACCCGAUUGAUGUGUGUGAGAUUGGAAGCAAGGUCUGUACAAGGGGUGAAAUCAUCCGUGUGAGGGUGCUGGGCAUCCUGGCCAUGAUCGACGAAGGGGAGACCGACUGGAAAGUCAUUGCCAUUAACGUGGACGAUCCUGAUGCCUCCAGUUACAACGAUAUUAAUGAUGUCAAACGACUGAAGCCUGGGUACCUAGAAGCUACUGUGGACUGGUUUAGAAGAUACAAGGUUCCUGACGGGAAACCAGAAAACCAGUUUGCUUUCAAUGCCGAAUUUAAAGAUAAGGGGUUUGCUGUUGAUAUUAUAAAGAGCACCCAUGACCAUUGGAAAGCACUGGUCACCAAGAAAAUCGACGGGAAAGGACUCAGUUGCAUGAACACAACAGUGUCUGAGAGCCCCUUCAAGUGCGACCCUGAUGCUGCCAAAGCCAUUGUGGAUGCUUUACCACCACCCUGUGAAUCUGCCUGCUCAAUACCAUCAGAUGUGGAUCAGUGGUAUCAUCACCAGAAGAACUGAUGGCAUUUCUCCGGAACACAAGUUGACAGUGCUGCAUCCUUUUCAUCUGGAAGCAUUAGAUAUGCAAAAGUAGUAGCUUUUCAAAGUUUUAAAAUUAUAGAGCUAAUCUGAAGAAAUUUUGCUGUAACCCAUCCCGUAUAUUCAGAAUGUUGGCCAUCUGGAAGCAUUUUUCAUAACUCAGCUAAGUUCUUAUAUUCCAAGAUGUUGUCAUUUGGAAAGUGUGGUAGUCAUUUGUGAAUAGAUGUGCAAGAUAAGUAUAUACUGGAUGUGUAUGUAUACCAUGUGUUAGGAAAUAAAAUUGUUUUGCUGAAACU